Lacerta agilis (Sand lizard) is the source of this 1768-nucleotide messenger RNA. RefSeq names its product Ras and Rab interactor 1 (gene RIN1). Lineage: Eukaryota; Metazoa; Chordata; Lepidosauria; Squamata; Lacertidae. The record is from RefSeq and is a predicted model, not a curated record. The transcript has 6 exons. Bases 181 to 1269 code for a protein of 362 amino acids.
UGCUGAAAGCCAGGUGCCAGCCCACCCUCCUCCCCGGUGCCGCUUGCCCAAGCCUCGCCCCGGAGCUGGAUCUCAGCCAAGACGUCUUCAGGCAGCUGAGAUGAGCGCAGCCGAGAGAGAAACCGAGUGCAAUAGGAGAGGCAAAGGAACACGCCGCGGAGUUGCCGGAGAGACGAGAGGAUGACUCGGAACCCGAUCUAUGACUACCCUGAGCCUUAUGCCAACCCACGGCACGGGGCGGUGGCCUCCCCCCGGAGCAUCAGCCUCGUGGGACGACUGCGCAUCACUCAGCCGGUUUGGCUCCAGCUCGGCAUCAACUCGGCCGCUGCACUUCACAUCCUUCAGAGUGAACCGCCCGGGACAUUUUUAGUGCGGAGAUCAAAUACGCGGCAAUGUCAAGUCCUGUGUUUACGCCUCCCCGACAAUUCAUCGCCGGCUUUUGUGACGACCCGUUGUUUAUGCCAGGAGCGCGCAGUCAUCUUCCUAGAGGGAUCGGAUUUGACCUUUCCCAGCCUCCUGCACCUCAUUGCUUCCUACUGCACAACCCCGGACAUCCUCCCUCUCUCUCUGCGCCUUCCUCUGCUCAUCUGGGAGGCCUCAUCCUGCCAGCAGCUGGAAGCCAUCGCUCACUUGGGGCUUGAAUUUUGGAGCUCAUCCCUGAACACUAAGGAUUUCAGCAGGCCUAUUCCGCCGGUGCCUCUUUCCGGCACGGACAAGGGCCCCACGAGCGACACCCAGGUGGGGAGCUGCGCAAAGCUGGUUUGCGGACAACCCUCCAGAUCCCAUGAUAUUCCCACCUCCCCGCCGGCUGACGGAACACUGCACAAGGAUGUGGGCACCCGGCGCCAGCGCUUCAAGAACAACGUCAAGGUCCAAGUGUCCACAGAGGCUGUCAGCCCCCUGUCCCCACCGGCGGUCCCACCGCCCCCCAUUCCCGUUGGGAAAAAGAAGAAAAAGAACCUGCCCCAGUCUCCUGUCCCCAGUGGGAGAAGCCAGUUACCCAACCGCAACCCUUUUCCUCAAGAUUCCUCACAGGCUGCGGGGAGGUUGGAAACUUACAGCAUACCCCACAGCAAGAAGGAGGAGCUUAUGGGUCAAGCUGGGCGCCCUUUAACCCCUGGUCCUCCUUCUUCACAGCAGCCGCUGCCUGUUAGGGAAGAGGACCAGUCAGGGUUAUCUUGCGUGGGUCACUUUUUCCAGGAACAAGAAAGGGGCAGGUUCGGCAACGGAGUAAAAGGCUGCCUUCUUCCGUCUUCGGAGCCUUCUUGAGCGCCGAUUCCUGGAGCUGCUGGGCUUUUUGGGGGACUUUGAUGACGCAAACGGGGCCAGGAGGUAUUCCCAAAGAAGGCAAGGAUGUCAACAUUAUUAGAGCCAGUGGGUGAAUGGGUCCUAUCCUAGUUUUUGAAUGGGAAUCUGGAGCCACGGAGCAACACUCUAGUCUUAAGUGCUUAGGCGAGGUAGGAGAGAGAAAGAAGAAAAUGUAAUGGAAGGACGGGGAGGGUUGGAGCUCUGGCUUUCCAUUUGCCAGCAGGGUGGAUGGGAUUUGUAGUUUCACAACAUCUGGAAGGCUACAGGCUCCCCACCCAAAAUAUAAUUGCAUCCAAUAAGCUACUUUUCUUGUGUUUUUUCCCCCUUGCACCUUUAGUUUUUUUAAACUAAACUUGUUGCUGUUUGAUGUCCUCUCUCCUAGAGAGGGAAGAGUGUUACACCAUUGCUGAGUCAUGUUUUGCUAUCAAUAAAUAUAAACUACAAUUUCUUAACACAGAAA